This is a messenger RNA of Aphanomyces astaci, 1259 nucleotides long. RefSeq names its product phosphoribosylaminoimidazolesuccinocarboxamide synthase. Gene Ontology annotation, cellular component: cytoplasm. NCBI's taxonomy places the organism in Eukaryota, Oomycota, Saprolegniomycetes, Saprolegniales, Verrucalvaceae. The record is from RefSeq and is a predicted model, not a curated record. Gene Ontology annotation, biological process: 'de novo' IMP biosynthetic process. Bases 46 to 1044 code for a protein of 332 amino acids. Gene Ontology annotation, molecular function: phosphoribosylaminoimidazolesuccinocarboxamide synthase activity. The transcript has 2 exons.
GGUGAAGUACCUUUGGACUCUCUUCCAAUUGCAUUUAUCAAUCAAAUGAGUGCUAUCGUGGGUGAAGCGGAAGCGCGCACGCAUGGGUACUUGGCUCAAAUCGCUGCGACUCCUGCAUUGAGCAGCACGGAGCUGAACCUCCCUGGCCCUGUCACCAAGCAUGUGGGCAAGGUGCGCGAUGUGUACGUGCUCCCCGAGCGCAAGCAAGUCGUGUUGGUGUCGACGGACCGCCAAAGCGCGUUCGAUCGCCAACUGACGUCAGUCCCAUCCAAGGGCCAAGUUCUCACGCUCACGAGCUCGUGGUGGUUCAACGCCACGCGUCACAUCGUGCCCAACCAUAUGAUCGCGAACCCCCAUCCCGCCGCCGUCAUUUGCAAGCAGGCGACGGUAUUUCCCGUGGAAUUUGUCGUGCGCGGGUACAUCACGGGCUCGACGUCGACGUCCAUGUGGACCAACUACGCCAAGGGAAGCCGCGACUUUUGCGGCCACAAGCUCCAAGAUGGGUACAAGCAGCACCAAAAGCUGCCUGAAAACCUCGUCACGCCCACGACCAAGGACGACGUGCACGACGAGCUCAUCUCUGGCGCCGAAGUCGUGUCCAGCGGCCGCAUGACGCAGGCACAAUGGGACUACUGCCACACCAAGUCGCUCGAGCUGUUUGCAUUUGGUCAGGCCACCGCCGCCACCCGCGGGCUCAUUUUGGUAGACACCAAGUACGAGUUUGGCCUCGAUAGCACGACGGGGGAGAUCCUCCUCAUCGACGAGAUCCACACACCCGACUCGAGCCGGUACUGGCUCGCCGCUUCUUACGACGAGCGCAUGGCCAGCGGCAUCAGCCCCGAGAACAUCGACAAGGAAUUCCUCCGCCUCUGGUUCCGCGACCACUGCGACCCGUACAACGACGCCGUGCUGCCGGAAGCCCCCAAGGACCUCGUCCACGAACUGUCGCGCCGGUACAUUUUGCUGUACGAACUCAUCACGGGCAACCAGUUUGAGUUCCGCAACCCAUCGCUGCAAGACACCGUUGGCCCGUUCUUUGGUUAACUUUCGAGUCCUGAAUAUACAUGUACAUUCAUGGCUGGCUGGCUGCCUCUCCUAUGGUGCUUUCAAGCAAAAGUGGGUCUUUUUGGUACUAGUAGACGAAUCUAUUAAUAGUACCUGAAAUAUAUCGUCGAGACGACAUUUUACUUGAAAAAUAACAGCGGUGUAAAUAUAUUCCCUGGGACUCUUGUGCUGAAAUGGGAUACGCCUGCAAUUUG